This is a messenger RNA of Megalops cyprinoides (Indo-Pacific tarpon), 5472 nucleotides long. RefSeq names its product WAS/WASL interacting protein family, member 2a (gene wipf2a). The transcript has 8 exons. The record is from RefSeq and is a predicted model, not a curated record. Lineage: Eukaryota; Metazoa; Chordata; Actinopteri; Elopiformes; Megalopidae. Bases 651 to 2042 code for a protein of 463 amino acids. Gene Ontology annotation, molecular function: actin binding.
GGGUUUUCCAGUAAAGGGAGAAAGAGUGUAAGAGAAAGAUGUCUGGGACCAGCUAGCAAGCUAGCUAUAAAUCACAGAAAUAUACUAGGGACAAAAAAUCCGUGUUUGAGAUCAGACGUAAACACACGUAGCUGGCCAGCCAUUUAUAUAACGAAGAGUUGCAUCUUUGUGUCUAAUUUUGAUGCCACACUAAGUUGGACCUGUCAUGCAGAUGUCGUUAGCAGGCUACUGUUUGUUAUCUAGCGAGCUACUAUCGAACAAGCUAGCUAUAACUAACUGGCUAUGAACUGCAAAAGGCCGACAGGUAGCUUGCUAGUCAGCUAGCAAGCUAGCGAACUUGCUACGUUGAUUUGAAUAAAUAGUGAUUAGCUGGCAUCAAGGAAAAAAAUCGCCGAGACACAUUGUUUCCUUGAUUCUUAGCUUCUAGGUAGUUAGAUAUUAUUGUUAAUCAGUGUUUGUUCCUUAGGCAACAUUAGCUUGAGAUAUUGGAUAUUUUCUCUUAACACCUUCUCGUUACUUCCCAUCGAUGUUGUUAUCGAAGACUAGAGAGUCGCAGUCUUCGUUAGAGACAAGCUGUGCAAGUGUGCGCGUGCAGACAGACACUGAGCUGAGACUGUGAGGCAGCAGCACCGUGUGCAGAGAGGGACAGGAUGCCGAUUCCUCCCCCUCCCCCUCCCCCUCCACCCCCCGGGGGACCCCCACCACCUCCCACAUUCAGCCAGGCAAACACCACCCCGCCCAAGCUGAGCCGAGAUGAGGCAAAAGGGCGAGGAGCCCUGCUGUCUGACAUAUGCAAAGGGGCCAAACUGAAGAAGGUCACGGUGGUCAAUGAUAGAAGUGCACCUGUCAUAGAGAAGCCAAAAGGAGGCGGCGGUGGCGGCGGCGGUGGUGGCAGUUUUGGAGGCGGAUCUGGGGCCAUGCAGCCAAUGGGAGGUCUAUUCCAAGGGGGUGUGCCUAAGCUCCGACCAGUUGGAGAUGGCUCAGUGGGCAGAUCAGCACUACACCCACCAGGCUCCCGCCCCGCAGCCCCUCGGCCCCCUACCAGCUCCUCCUCCUCGGGUUCGGGACGCCACGCAGACAAUGACAGCUCCAGCCUGCGUGCCUCCCCCCCGGAGGCAGCCCGCUCUCACCGGCCCUCCCUCCCUGACAUCACCAGGCCUUCCAGCACUGGAGGCUCCUCUGGGGGCAUGAAGCACAGCUCCUCGGCCCCACCCCCACCCCCACCCAUCAACCGGCGCGGUAAUGCCCCACCGGCCCCCCAUCAGAAGGCCGCCGCACCUUCCUACAACCGAGAGAAGCCCCUCCCACCCACCCCCGGGCACAGAGGGCCCCCACCACCUGUUACUGGCCGUGACAGCGCUCCACCCCCACCAGUCAAACCUCCCCCGUCCCCUCUCAACACCCCUCGCCCAGCCACUGGAGGGGGCUCCUCCUCCUCCUCCUCCUCACUGGCCCCUCCUCCACCUCCUUACCGCCAGCCCCUCGGAGCAUCCAACGGCCCCUCCAGCCCUGUCAACGAAGCAGCCCCUGAGCUGCCCCAGAGGCACAACUCCCUGCACAAAAAGAUCCCCUCAAACAGCCACACCCCUGCACGAGCCCAUGCGCCACCGCCCCCACCCUCCCCAUCUCCACAGGCUGGCCGGCCCCCGCCUCCAGCACGGGACCCCCCUGGACGUGGAGCAGUAGCUCCCAUGGUUCCUCCCCCAAUGCUUCGGAACGGUGGACGGGAUGCUCCUCCCCCACCACCGCCUUACAGGAUGCACAGUGCUGUGACCCACACUUCCUCUGAGCCCCACACCCGAGGGAAGCCUCCGCCGCCCCCCUCCCGGACCCCUGCUGGACCCCCUCCGCCUCCUCCACCCAUUCGCAAUGGACACACCUCCCUUUCCAAGUCCUUAGAUGAUUUUGAGUCCAAGUACUCCUUCCACCCUGUGGAGGACUUUCCACCCCCUGAGGAAUAUAGAAAUUUCCAAAAAAUCUACCCCAGCAAAACUAACAGAGCGGUGCGGGGAGCCCCUCCUUUGCCACCUGUGGGAAGGUGAACACUGUGAGCCAUGUAUAGGAGACAAGGGUUACACAUACUUACACACUUAUACACACAUACACACAGUCACAUACUCUCACACUCACACACACACACAAGUUAUGACCAGCCUGCACCAAAUCUCCCCCCUCAGAAUUGAAUAGCCAACCCCCAGUACCAAACCCUUUCGGACCAGAGCCAGACACCAGGACCAGAGACCAAAUCAGACACUAGUUUGGUGUCUCACAAUCAGACACCAAACCAUCACUCGGCCAGUGCAGGAGCCACUGCUUGACCAGUCCAUUUGUGUGAUGUGGAAGCAGUCAGGGGGUCCCAGAAGAUGAUCAGGCAGGCAAAAUCUUACCGGUCAGCACAAGACAAGGUUACGCAUUCCAUCUCCUUUUUACAUGCAGGAAAUUCAACAUGGGGAGAAAUAAAAGCCAAGUUUUUUUUUCCUUUUCUGUUGAAUAUUUGUUUAUGUAGGCACAAGAAGUAACAGUAAGUCAUGUUCAGGACCAUGGGAGGUGAAAAGGGGAGAGCUGACUCUCCUGGCACCCCCCAGCCAAUGUCCAGUCAUCCCUGGGGCAGGUGGGUACACAGCCUUGGGACUGGAAACUAGUGCCAUUUUUAUUGUGAGGUUGAAAAUAGCCUUCAGCAGUCCCCUGGAAACCCCUAGGUAGACUGUUGGGGUCCUGUUUAGUCAGACUCUAAUGCACCAUCGUCCCAGCACAGUUCUCUUUUCUUUUUUAAGAUUUGUCUUUGCAUAUUUUGCAUCUUUGCAUGCUAGGCCCAGUCCCAAAUUCUUUUAUUAACACUAUGGUAGGAAACAAAAGGAUGUAAGUCACCGUUGAUGAGGAUGCAGAACAUAUAGCAAUAGUGACCGUCUCUCAGUUGUUGCGUGGACACCAAACCUGCCAGCGCAAACAUCUUGAAAUGACUGUGCACUCUGCCUGGGACAUGACAGAAGAUUGGUUUCCUUUGACAAAGACACGUGUUUUCAGAGAUGCCCAUUAUGCUGGUUCCAGAAUGGAAAAGCAUGGAAAGAGACUCCUUGUUAAGGUUUUCGCUAAAGUGCCAAUCACAGGGUGAAUGGGGUGGAACUAGCCUCUCCCUUCUGUGGCUGGAACAAACUAAAUGUCUCCCCCCCUCACCACCACCCUCUAGAGUGGCUCACAGUUACCUAGCUGAAAUAGGACAAAGCAGAUGAUGUAUUUGUCCUUGGGGCUGGACCAUGGUAUACAGUGUGUGCGUGUGUGCAUGCAUGCGUGUGUGUGUGUGCAUACGGGGGAGGGGUGACUGGGGGGUGACCUUAAGUGCUAAGGUGCUGACUGUAGUUGGUUCCUUGACUUCACAUUCCGUGACAGUCUUGUCGUUUGUUUGUCUCACUAAAGUCUUCCCUGUGGUCUGUAUGGUGGCGCUAGCUCCACAUUCCCCCGUCCAGAUCUUCCCUGCUCACAAGCAAUAGGAGCAUGCAUCCAUCAUCUGUUUGAACUUGUUUGACAAGUUGUCAUGGAGGAGAACCUACCUUGCUGUACUCAGGGGAAAGAGGAGACCCCUCUUCUCUCCUCCCUCUGCCCCUCCUCCACCCAACCCCCACUGCUGUCAUCUUUUCUGCGCUUAUGCCACCCCAGCCCCACCUUUCUCUCUCUGACAAGCUGUUAUUUACCUUUUGAUCCAGUUGCUUGCUCCCUUCAUUACAAGGAAUAACAAGUACAACUGUAUGAGCCCAGUGGCUGGAUGCAUCUACAUUUGAAAGUGCAGGUCUCGACCCAGUGAUGCCACUUCGAUGUUUGGACGAGCAUCACAAUUUAGGAUGGAAGCCCCCUGGUUGCAACAUUUUUGGGGUUGACUGUAGUCAGAUGAUUGCCUAUUUUGCAUGCUUGUGGAAUGCUAUUGGUCAAUGUGUAUUUAAGGAGGUUAUUUGAAGAGCUUUGUUUUUAGUGGCCUCUACAGUAACAGGAAGACACAGGGGUGUAUGUGAUGGGUAUUUUUUAUGGUGACAUUGGACUGCCUAUUGAAAAAUGGAAGAUUUUUAUUUGACACAUUGUAUGUUUUAAAACUUGUACACCUGUUUUAUUUUGUCAUUGAUACAAUCCCAAUAUCUUUCAGAUGGCAAAAAGCCAGUCAGUUUUAAUAGUAUGUUAGUACUGCCUCUUUGAGCAAUGAUAUAAAGCUGUGGCCUUCCCAAGCAAAGACGUGUUGAUUGGGUUGCCAGCAGGUUGGAGUUCAGCUGUACACGCAGAGUGACUGAAAGCAUUAUUUUAGCAUCAGGUAAUAUAGAUGUUUAUGAAACUUUUUAUCUACUGACUUUGUCAACAAAAGACAGGCUGAACAUGAAUCAUUUACACUGCACUCCUCUGCCGGAGACUGUCACUGCUUUGUAACUUUACAGGUCUGCAAGUUCACUACAGCAUCAGACAAGGCACUGAUGAGGUUAAAAUAACACUAAGCUUCAAACUGACUUUCAUCAUUCACUACAGUAAUAGUGUCCAUUCCCAUGAGGCACUCCUGCCUUACCAUUUUUUAAUUAAAAAAGCCCACAAGAGUUCUCACACAGUAACUCCUCAAACGACCACUUACAGCUGUUCCUGUUUCAAGCACACUGUGUCCUCUCAUUUGUGUCCAAUAAACUUUUAUUACGUGUCUGAAAUUGGAUAGUGAGGAGAAGAAUCACGUUCAGCACACUGCUAUGCAAGGAGACGUUAUGUGUAUGUCCACUUUGGUAUCUUCAAUCUCAACUGUAGAGAAUUGACCAAAAAAUUGAUGCAUCUACAAAAAGUGCCAGUGAACCAUUCUGCUGAGUUGGUUCCUCUGUGUCCUCACUGUGUGUGAACUUAAACUUGAAUUUUUUUCCCUAACUACGGCCCAGCUAAUACAUAAUAUUCUCUUAACCUUGUUAUGCAGCAGUGUAAUGAUGUUGCUAAAAUAUGACACGAGAAUGUUGUGUUCCUUUGGAAUUCCGCAUAGCCCUGCUUCCCCAUCCUUACUCUCAGUGGGUUCCCUCUAGCUGGUCUUUUGCCUUAUACACAGCUAUUGUCGUACUUAUCGGUACAAGUAAAUUUGUUUAAAAAAAGACAAUGAGAAAUAAUGUAUAUUUACAAUAAGUAUGGGAAAUAAGGUAAUUAUAGCUAUCAAUCUAUUUUUGUUGUAAAAAGCUUGUAAUAUAGGAAACAAAAUGAGGAGGAAAAAAAACAAAACAGGUGUGGGCUUUGUUGGAAGCCAGAGACAAAUUGUUAGCCAGCUCUCUGUACUGUAUAUCUUUGUCUGUAUGUCUCACCACAGACUUGUAUGGCUGUGAUAACAGGAGCUGCUUUUACUUACAUUGUGGGGUCUUCUGUCUCUGUUUCCAUGACUUCUCUCACCCCCUCCAUGCUUAACCAAGAUAUCUGUUCUCUCACUUUUACCUGUCCAUCGGCCAUGUUUCACCACUUCAAAUAAUAAAAACAAGU